GUCUGAAUAGAAAGUCCUUUUUAUUAAAGGUAUGUAGCUUGCUCUCAAAAAGCUUUGAAGUUUUGUUUUAUAAAUGAUCCUAUGUGAUCUUCAAAUAACUUUUGGGAUGCUUUAUAAGCUUCUCAUAGGCGACUUAAUGUAUGAUGAAGAGGACGAUCUACAGUCUGAUCCUUUGAGUUUGGGAAAGAAGCAGUUUUACUUAGCAUCAAGAAGAGAAGCCUGAAGACAAAGGGAUAUUCAGAAUGAUCUAUAAACCUUUGAGAAGAGUACAAACUUAUUAGAGCAUCUAAAAGACAAUAUUAAAAAUCUUAGUAAUAAAAUACUUUCUUAAGGAAGUAUCUGUCUUAAAAGUUCUAGAUCAUUCGAAUAUUAUUAAGCUUUAAGAAGUAUAUAAGGAUAAGGCUAAUGGAUGAGUAUAUUUUGUAGAAGGGUUUAACAGGGAAGUGCCCUCUUUGAUUAAAUCUGAGAAAAUGAAGGUUUCAAAGAAAAUGACGAUAAGAGAGUGUUUUACUCUAUAAUUUCAAUUCUUAUUUAUUAACAUAAGAACUAUAUCAGUCAUAGAUAUCUUAAAUCUGAUAAUUUCAUGUUUUCUUCAAUGGAGCUAGAUGCUACUGUAAAGCAAAUAGACUUUGGUCUGUCAAGUAAGAAUUUUAAUUUAAUGAAAAGGAGGUGAAGUUAUUCGAAUGGAGACCAAAGCGGGACCAAAGCUCUACAUGGCUCCUGAGAUCCUAAACCAUGCUUACUCAAGUUCAUGAGAUACUUAGUGUUGAGGAGCCAUUCUAUACCUUCUGGUAUCCUUCAAAAUCCCAUUUGAACCAACUAAAGAAUAGAGAAUGAGAUUAUAAAUCUGAAUUAUAACUUCGAUGAUCAUGCUUGGGGCACAUUUCUAAAAAAUAUAAGGAUUUGAUUUCUAAACUACUCAUAUCAGAAAAGGAUGGAAUUACUGCUAAGCAAGCUCUGAAACAUCUUGGAUGAAGAAUCUUCAUAUUAUAGGCAAAGUUAUUAAAGAUAAAACUAUUAAUAUGGAACAAUUUGAUGACUUUAAGGAAUCCAGAAUGCUCUAGAGAACAGUCCUAUCUUUCUUAACAUCAUUGGAAAGCGAUGAUGAUAUCAAUGAGAAGAUCGAUCUGUUUAUGAGGCUUGGUCCAAACAACAAUAGCUACAUUAUCAAGAAGGAGCUAAACAAAGGCCAAAGAAAACUUAACCACAGAACAGAUGAAGAAAAUGAUAAAAUAAUGGAAAAUGGAUACUGACAAAUAGUGGAGUUAUGAAUUUUAAUGAGUUUGUCUCUGCUUUAUUGAAUGAAGGAAUAAUUAAAGAUUUUAAAAGGAUUAAUGAUGCCUUUAUCUUUUUAUCUUGAUGGAGAUAGCUAAAUUGAUGAAGAGGAGCUCAAGUCUUCCAUGGCUAAGAAAGAUUUCCCUAAUCUUUGAAGCAAUGUCUUAAUAGAUGUAGUCAAGAAAUGUGAUCUUGAUGGAGACUGAAGAAUUUUCUACAAGGAGUUUCUUAUCUCA
Molecule: messenger RNA, 1511 nt
Organism: Moneuplotes crassus
Lineage: Eukaryota; Ciliophora; Spirotrichea; Euplotida; Euplotidae
Source: the annotation of a GenBank genome assembly